ACCAAAUCUACCGGCUGCAAAUACAAACACCUCAAUUAUAGGAGUGCAUAGCCCACAUUAUAUUGAAGGCUAACUCGCACGCCCGCCACACACACACACACACUCACACGGGACCACACAUGAGUCAUGCGCGCUCCUGGCUGUGAUUUACGCUCGACAAAUUCAUUUUAAUGCGCUCGGUAUUAUCUGCAAAGCGCCGGGAAUAUGUUUUAUUAUUCGGUGGCCUCUAGUGGUGCAGCAGCAACCCCCCCCUCCGGGAGAGCGCGUGUGCGUGCGUGCGUGUGUGUGUGUUUGAGAGAGCUGCUGGGUUUUAUGGGCCCAACAACAGACGGAGGAAGACACACAGGGAGAGAAAGAAUCAAUUUAACGCGCCGAGGAUUCCGGUGUGAUUGCGCAAUCUCACCGGGAACCGGAGGAAGAUUAGAAAGAGACUGAAUGAGAAUUAAAAAGAGAGAGCGGGAGAUUGAAGAAGGGAAAUAGGAAAAGGAGAGCGGUUGUGGUGGAGCUGUGGGGGGGUCACAGUGGUUCCCAGACCCCCUCCCUCCUCAUCCUCUUCCUCUCUCCAACGAAAGGAAAAGGGGCGAACGAAUGCCAGGCACGGAGGCUUCCCAUUGGUCAGCGGGAGGUCAGCUGGUCUCUGCCUCCCCCCUCACCCCCCUCAUCACCCUAUCCCGUUUUCUACACACACACACACUCGCUCACCCCCUCCCCUCUCUCUCUCUCUCCGUCCCACACUGGCACUCAGCCACCCCGGUACCCCCCACCCUCACCCUCCUCACCCCCUCCUCCCAAUCUGCGAUAAACUAAGUGAUAGCAGCAGCCCGUCGGACUGUCGGCUAUAAAACACAACAAAUCAUAAAGUGCAGGCAGGGGAAGGCAGAGGAAGGAGGACGGGAGGGAGAACCGUUAGCCGUCAGCCUCCGUCUACUCCCCCUUCUUCUUCUUCUUCAUCGUGAACGUUGUUGUUGUGUUUGUUUCGUGCCCUCCUGUCCUCCCCUCUCCUCUUCUUCUUCUCUUCUCUUCUUCACCUCUCCUGCUUUCUCUCGAUGAGUUCCUAUUUUGUCAACUCCUCUUUCCCGGUGACGCUACCGGGAACGGGUGGCGGAGGGCAGGCGGCGGCGGCGGCGGCGGCGGCAGAGUCGUUCCUGGGUCAGAUCCCGCUGUACUCGUCGGGAUACGCCGCCGACCACCCGCUCAGGCACUACCCGGGGGCAGCCGCCGUCACCGCCGCCGCGGCCAUGGCAUACAGCGCCAGCGGGGGCGGCGUGCACCAGGACAAACCGUACCCGGGGUCCACCUACUACCAGCAGGCGACCAACGGAGCGUACGGCGGGCACCGUGCGGCGGCGGCAGCGGCCGGGGUCGGUGUAGGGGGCGCGACCGGAGCCGGUGCCUGCGAUUACGCCACGGCGGCAGCGGCGGCAGCAGCGGCAGCCACGAGCUUCUACCGGGACAAGGAGCACCCGUGCAGUCUGGAGGAGCACCAGCUCGUGUUAAGCCAGGACGGCAUGCACCGUAAAGCGGAGUGCGCGGGGCUCGGUGGGAAGGGGCUGUUCGGUGAGACGAUGGACGACAAAGCGUCGUCAGCUCCCAUUUAUCCGUGGAUGCAGCGGAUGAACGCGUGUAACGGGACCUUCGGCAGCCCCGGGAGACGCGGACGGCAGACGUACACGCGCUACCAGACGCUCGAGCUCGAGAAGGAGUUCCACUUCAACCGGUACCUCACGCGGCGGCGGCGGAUCGAGAUCGCGCACGCGCUCUGCCUGACGGAGCGACAGAUCAAGAUCUGGUUCCAGAACCGGAGGAUGAAGUGGAAGAAGGAGAACAAGCUGAUCAACUCCUCUUCCUCCUCGUCCUCUUCCUCCUCGUCCACGGUGAACGGUGCAGAUGAAGAGGAGAAACGGACGGAGUGAAUUCACAGAAUAACGGAAAGAAAAGGGAAAAAUAAACUCACGUUCAACAGAAAAGGAGGAAGAGGAGGGUGGAGGAAAAGACAUGCUGGUUAUUCCCUUCCCCUUCCCGUCUCAAAGUUCGUCCAGACGGUUUUCUGGUGUAAAAACUCUGGGAAAUGUCGCUGUACAUUUUCUUUCUUUCUUUCAUUUUUACCUGAGCAGGGUGGACUCGUUCAGAAAGAAGGACACGAUCAGAUCACCUGCUUCUGUAGGCUGCUCUGAUAACUGGACAGAAUCAUUUGGACUGCAGAGAAAGAACCGUGUAACUGUGGGAUUUCUUCAUUAAAAUGGAGAAACAAAACAUGAUAAGGGGUGUUUAAACACAGCCUCAGUAAAUAAGUAAUCCACCACCCAACGGUGACGAGCUGCAUUCCAACAACACUACCCAACUUCUUCUCCUACCGAGAUCUCCUUUCUUAUUUUUGUUAAAUGUACUUCCUAUGUGUCAGGCACUUGUUUCGGAGCUUUAGGACUUGAUUUUCCUCCCUGUUAUUUUUCUAAAUGUGCUGUGUGUGUAUUUUAAUUUCACUCUCUGGAAAACACACACGCGCAACACGACGCGGGGAGGAAAACGCCUAUUGGAGAAGUGUAACUAUGUCAUAUUGUGUUCAUAUUUAAACUGUAUAGAAAUAAGCAAGAGGGGGUAAAAAUAAAAAAAUAAAAAUACCACCUUGUAGGGUGAGGGUAAUUAGCGGGUGGGGGUAAUUUAACCUUUCCAGCUGUUUUCCAGUAUAGAGGUGGGGGGUGGGGGUGUUAUCCUACUGAUGUUAUUCUGCAAACUACCUAAAAACGUUCAGGAAAGUGUAUAUUUUAUGGAUUUUUACAUUGUUUGUUUAUGUUAGUCUUUUUUGUCAAGUAAUUGCAUAUACUACCUAUGAGAAAUGUUCAAUAAAAUGUAAAGAAACGGAAA
Messenger RNA from Acanthochromis polyacanthus (spiny chromis), 2862 nucleotides. It is a transcript of the gene hoxb6a, whose product is annotated as homeobox B6a. The record is from RefSeq and is a predicted model, not a curated record. Gene Ontology annotation, cellular component: nucleus. Lineage: Eukaryota; Metazoa; Chordata; Actinopteri; Pomacentridae. Gene Ontology annotation, biological process: regulation of transcription by RNA polymerase II; anterior/posterior pattern specification. The coding region runs from base 1047 to 1913 and encodes 288 amino acids. The transcript has 2 exons. Gene Ontology annotation, molecular function: RNA polymerase II cis-regulatory region sequence-specific DNA binding; DNA-binding transcription factor activity, RNA polymerase II-specific.